Molecule: messenger RNA, 1111 nt
Organism: Drosophila albomicans
Lineage: Eukaryota; Metazoa; Arthropoda; Insecta; Diptera; Drosophilidae
Gene: Nup37
Product: nucleoporin Nup37
Exons: 3
Coding region: 127-1095 (322 amino acids)
Cellular component (GO): nuclear pore outer ring
Molecular function (GO): protein binding
Source: RefSeq, a predicted model, not a curated record
UUAGUAUGCUAUUUAUUGUUCAAAAGUAUCGGUGUUUUUAUCGCCGUGUGGUAACGCUGUAAACAACAUAUUGGCGCCCGGCGUUUGUUGCGUUUUUGCAAUUUGUUAUUAAAAAAGUAAAUUAAAAUGCGCACAUCUACAGAACCGGACCACACGGUCUUGAUGAAUGAGUCUAUCAGUUGCUAUGAAAUAUGUUCCAAUGACUUUGCAUACAACCUACUUUGCGUGGCUCAAAAAGAGCAUCUCUCGCUGAUUCUGAUAAGUUUGCCGGAGGAGAGUGGCGAGUUUAUGUGGAACCAUGUGCAAGAUCUAGAGAUCAUGGAGAAGGAUCCACGUUGCCAUGCGAUCGCCUUCUCACCAGAUACCUCGCUGAACACCACGCCAAACAAAGUCUCGAUUUGCGCUGCUCUCGGCAACUGUGACAUCAAACUGUUCCACACCGACCUGAAUCAGUACAGCAGUGUCCACAAUCUGAAGGGACACACCGAUUACGUCAAUGAUAUUGCCUGGGUUUGUGAUGGUGAGCUGCUUGCUUCUGUCAGCGAUGAUUACUCCUGCAGGUUUUGGAAUAUUUCAUCUGAUUUGGAAAACAUCAUCACAUACUAUCUGACAUCGGCGGGCAUGUCCGUGAAAACGCAUCCUGAGGAUCCCAACAAAGUGCUCAUAGCUGAAAAACGUGGUGUUGUCCAUUUAUAUAAUGUGCGCAGCAAGCAGACAGUUGUGUCUGUCGAAUCCCCAAAGUUUCCAUUGAUGUCUGCCGAUUGGGCCAACAGCAAUCGUUUGUUUGUCACCGCAAUUGCAGGAGGAGACAUUGUCAGUUGGGAUCUGAGUCGCCCAUUUAUGCCCGUUGAUGUGAAGCAGGUGCACGAGGAUGGUGGACGCAUUGUGCGUUUCUCACCCGGCAGCUCUGAGAUUGCCAUGGCCAGCAUCGGACGUCCGGAUCUUACUUUGAAAGUGUUUUUGGCCAAAUCGACAGUUCCGCUGAUCGAGGCGGCUCUUAAAACAUAUGGCGGUCUCGCUUGGCAUCAUCGCUUGCCGUAUAUAAGUGCGGCAUCGGAUAGAAAAUUGUAUUUCUGGAAGGUGCAAAUCAAAUAAGCUAUUUAAAUAUUUG